Molecule: messenger RNA, 833 nt
Organism: Hymenoscyphus albidus
Lineage: Eukaryota; Fungi; Ascomycota; Leotiomycetes; Helotiales; Helotiaceae
Source: the annotation of a GenBank genome assembly
AUGGCGUCCAAAAUGCUCUCACCAUCACUCCACCUACUCACCCGCCCAGAGGUAAUCAAACACAUCAUGAUUCGAAGUGCCUUCCUCGACCUCUAACUCAAGGACGUACACCCCCCAACUUCGAAAGUUGACUCGGUACUGGGACAAAAGGGAGAGGGAUCCGAUACAAAGACGGCAACUUCGGCGGUCUUAGGGGCCCAAAAACCAGAGCCAACUUCGAACAAGACGCCAGCAAAGGAUGGAUCGGGAAAGGCACGUCUGAUCAACAUCGCGACUACAAAAUCCAAGACCUAUAAUUAUAUCAUGUCCAGACAAGACAACAUGAAUAAAAUGGAUCCCUUGAAUGGGGUGGGGAAGAAAACACCUCGACAAUCCAUCCCCAGAAGCCUGUCACCAAAGCCAGUAACCCUAAUUCGGCAUCUGCAACAGCCAUCGAGAAAUCAAUAUCCAACAAGCUUGUCCGUUCAUGGUCUAUAAGCCUCUCAGAAUCACAUACCAACGCAGGAAAGUCAGGAAUCAACACAGCCAAAUCCCCCCAAUGCCCCGACUUGGACGCAUUAUUGGUAACUAGCGGAGGAACGACACCAUCAAGUCCAACACUCUGCGCCUCUUGUGUCAGUUUCCCCACCUCGACUGUAUCUUCUGUCAACCGCCUCGUGUUGAUCUCACCAGUACGAGUGCAAAGCGUCCGCAACUUGGGACUUCGGUUAGUACCUCAGACGCGAAAGGAGAAUUCUCAUAAAAACCACCGCGUGGAGAUGCACCAACUCCCAUCGAUACCGAAAGCAAUUCAUUGCCACGAAAGCCGCAUCGUGGUCUCGGUCUCGGAUUAG